This is a messenger RNA of Tricharina praecox, 2249 nucleotides long. RefSeq names its product disulfide-isomerase. The record is from RefSeq and is a predicted model, not a curated record. The transcript is spliced from 4 exons. NCBI's taxonomy places the organism in Eukaryota, Fungi, Ascomycota, Pezizomycetes, Pezizales, Pyronemataceae. Gene Ontology annotation, biological process: response to endoplasmic reticulum stress; protein folding. Gene Ontology annotation, cellular component: endoplasmic reticulum. Gene Ontology annotation, molecular function: protein disulfide isomerase activity. The coding region runs from base 338 to 1996 and encodes 552 amino acids.
CGCUCCCCCAGCUAUGAAGGAGCUUGUAUGCUUUGAAUGCCACACACACCCCCCCGGAGACAUCUGAGUGCUUGCUUCAAAAAGAACACAUUGUCCCUGCGAAGAAGCUCUACCUUUCGACUAAUCAACCCCCCCUACACCACUACCCUCCUCCACUCCACCACCGCCCCUCAGUCUUCAAUAACGUCUCCUCCUCUUCCUCCUCCUCCUCAUCCUCCUCAUCCUCCUCAUCCUCUUUCUCCACGAGCAAUACGAACCUACUUGACGAAAACUCAGAACUCCGUCAACCUUUACACUCCACGUCUUAACGCACAAACCUCCACCACCACACAUCACAAUGAAGGGUUUCAAGGAGCUCUCUGCCGUCGCGCUCUCGCUGCUUGCCUACACUGUCUCCGCUGAGGAGGCUGCUGCCGCUGCCGUCGAUGAGGUGCCCUCGAAUGUCCAUGUUCUGAAGACUGAUACCUUCGAGCCUUUCGUAAAAGAGAACCCGUUGGUGCUGGCUGAGUUCUACGCUCCCUGGUGCGGACACUGCAAAGCUUUAGCCCCCGAGUACGAGGAUGCCGCCACAAAACUGAAGGAGAAGGGCAUUCCUUUGGCCAAGAUUGACUGCACUGUCGAGACUGAGCUCUGUGAGAAGCAAGGUGUCCAGGGUUACCCCACCGUCAAGGUGUUCCGUGGCCCUGACAACGUCGCCCCCUACGGCGGCCAGCGCAAGUCGGAUGCCAUCGUCUCGUACAUGAUCAAGCAGUCCCUGCCUGCCGUCUCCAUCCUUGACAAGGAGAGCCACGAGACCUUCAUCGCCGCCGAUAAUGUUGUCCUGGUUGCCUACUUCGGUGCCGACGAUAAGGACACCAACGCCACCUACUCCCAGGUGGCUGAGUCCUUGAGGGACAGCUACCUGUUCGGUGCCACUUCCGACGCCGCGUUGGCUAAGGCCGCCGGUGUCAAGACCCCCGCUCUCGUCCUGUACAAGAGCUUCGACGAGGGCAAGACUGUGUACGAUGGCAAGUUCGAGCUCGAGAAGGUUAUGGAGUUCGCCAAGGUUGCCAGCACCCCGCUGGUCGGUGAGGUCGGUCCGGAGACGUACGCUGGGUACAUGGACGCUGGCAUCCCUCUCGCGUACAUCUUCGUCGACAACGAUGCCGACAAGGAGAAGUUCACCAAGGCAGCCAAGCCCCUCGCCGAGAAGUACCGUGGCAAGAUCAAUUUCGCCACCAUUGAUGCUGCUGCUUUCGGCGCUCACGCCCAGAACCUGAACCUCGAGCAGAAGUGGCCCGCGUUCGCCAUCCAGGAGACCGCCAAGAACCAGAAGUACCCCUUCGACCAGGACACCGAGAUGACCGAGGCCGCCCUUGCCAAGUUCGUCGAGGACUUCUCCGCCGGCAACAUCAACCCCAGCAUCAAGUCCGAGCCUGUGCCUGAGAAGCAGGAGGGCCCCGUCCACGUCAUCGUUGCCAACAACUACGAGGACAUCGUCAUGGAUGCCGAGAAGGACGUUCUCGUCGAGUUCUACGCUCCCUGGUGUGGACACUGCAAGAACCUCGCUCCUAAGUACGAGGAGCUCGGCAAGCUGUACUUUGACGACAAGGAGUUUGGCGCCAAGGUCAUCAUCGCCAAGGUUGAUGCUACUGCCAACGACGUUCCCAUCGAGAUCCAGGGCUUCCCCACCAUCAAGCUCUUCCCUGCUGGCUCCAAGACUGCGAUUGACUACACUGGAAGCCGCACCGUCGAGGACCUUGCCAACUUCGUCAAGGAGCACGGUACCCACAAGGUUGACGCCUACGUCGCUCCCCCCGCCGAGGUUGCCGCCGAUGAGGCCGAGGAGGUUCUUGGCUCUGCCGCCGCUGCCGCCAGUAAGGUCUCAGAAAAGGCUGAGGAGAAGUCGGAGACCGCCACUGAAAAGGUGAAGGAGGCCACCGAGAAGGUGAAGGAGGCUGCCGCAGCGGCAAGCUCGGCUGUGGUCGGAGACGAGAGGAUCCACAACGAGUUGUAAAAGCUGCGGGAUAAGAGCUAACAAAAUGACGUUAUUCAGUACGCUUGGAUUUACUUGUACUACAUUACUGGGUUUGGAUGGGGCUACUUAUGCGUUGAACUGUUCUAUUCUGUGUUGUCUCUUUUUCUUUAACGGCGUUUCUUCUUCUGUUCACGAUAUUACUUUAUGCUGUUUUACAUCACAUGUAGCUUGACGAAUUGUAGUUUUGAUUGGUGUCACAUCAAUCGAUGUUUGCUUUUGCAACUGUUGGCCA